GACCCGCGGGCGGGGACCCCGCGCGCUGCGCUCGGCCCGGGAGCCUGGCGUGCGGUUCCGGGAGCCGCGAGCUGCGCGCCCCAUGUCGGUGCCGCGGAGCCGGGAUGAGGGCGCCCGCGCUGCUGCCGCCCGCACUGCUGACCUGCUGCGGUUGGCUGCUCGGCCCGGUGAGCAGCAUUCACCCAGAAUGUCGAUUCCAUCUGGAAAUACAAGAGGAGGAAACAAAGUGUGCAGAGCUUCUGAGUGCUCAGGAAGAAGCUCACAAAGCCUGCAGGGGUGUCUGGGACAACAUCACGUGCUGGCGUCCCGCAGACGUGGGGGAGACCGUCACUGUGCCCUGCCCAGCGGUGUUCGGCAACCUUCACAGCAAACCAGGAAACAUAAGCAAAAACUGUACAAGUGAUGGGUGGUCGGAGAUGUUUCCAGAUUUCAUAGACGCAUGCGGCUACGAUGACCCUGAGGAUGAGGGCAAGAUCAUGUUUUAUAUUCUGGUAAAGGCUGUUUACACCCUGGGCUACAGUGUCUCGCUGAUCUCCCUUACAACAGGAAGCGUCAUUCUUUGCCUCUUCAGGAAGCUGCAUUGCACCCGGAACUACAUCCACCUGAACCUGUUCCUCUCCUUCAUCCUGCGUGCCAUCUCGGUGCUGGUCAAGGAUGACGUCCUGUACUCCAGCUCGGGCACCCUGCACUGCCCGGACCAGCGGUCCUCCUGGGUUGGCUGCAAGCUGAGCCUGGUGUUCUUCCAAUACUGCACUAUGGCCAACUUCUACUGGCUGCUGGUAGAGGGGCUGUACCUGCACACCUUGCUGGUGGCCAUGUUCUCGCCAGGCCGUCGCUUCCUGGCCUAUCUCCUGAUUGGAUGGGGCAUCCCCACCGUGUGCACAGCGGCGUGGACAGCAGCCAGGCUCUCUUUAGAAGACACGGGCUGCUGGGAUACCAACGAGCACAGUGGUCCCUGGUGGGUUAUACGAACGCCAAUUUUAAUUUCUAUCGUAGUCAAUUUUGUUCUUUUCGUUAGUAUUAUACGGAUUUUACUACAGAAGUUGACGUCCCCAGAAGUCAGAGGCAAUGACCAGUCACAGUAUAAGAGGCUGACCAAGUCCACCCUGCUGCUCAUCCCGCUGUUCGGCGUCCACUACAUGGUGUUUGCUGUGUUUCCCAUCGGCGUCUCCUCCAAGUACCAGAUCCUGUUUGAGCUGUGUGUCGGAUCCUUCCAGGGCCUGGUGGUGGCAGUUCUCUACUGCUUUCUGAACAGUGAAGUGCAGACUGAGCUCAGAAGGAAGUGGCAAAGCCGGUGCCCGAGCCAGCCCUCCAGCCACAGCCUGUCCAUCUCCAGGAAUGGCUCGGAGAGCGCCCUGCACUCCCACCGCGGCUCCCACACCCCAUCCUUCCUGCAGACGGAAACCUCUGUCAUCUAGAGUGCCCCCCACCCCUCACCCCUGCCACGUCCAGAGCCCCGGAACCCACUGGACGUGGGGAGCCAACGGCGGCGCACCCCUCAGGCGUGCCCCAGGGUAAAUCUGGGCAACUCAGGACAGCUGGUCUUUGCUUCUCCCGUCUGUGGAACCGGGGUGACCUCGUAACUGACCGGGACGUCAAUGUAAUCAUUGUCACACUCCGGUAUUUAGGUGGUUUUGUUCAUAACGUUUGGCUGUGUAGAUGGACCCGUUUUCAAGGAGAAUAGGGGACACUGGUUGGCCCAGAUGUGGGUCCAGCCUCUGGGGAGGGAGAAAAGGGGAUUUACAAGUUUGAUGCCUGUGCGGGGGGAGGGGGGCUGGGCCCCUCAUGAGAGGAGAAGGUGCCUGUCCUCGGCAUGACCCACGUCACUGGCCCCACGUGACUCCGCCCGGCGCAGCCCUCUGGUAUGAAGGUCAUAUGCCUAGAAGCCCACUUAAGACUAACCUGAAAUGGCUCCUGCGAGCCACAGCAGACCCACCCCUCCUGGCCGUUCCCCCCUCCACCUCUGCUCCCGGGCUCCCUUCUCCGGGCCCCCCUCUCUGAACUCCCAGCUCUGGGCUCCCUGUCCCUGCUUCUCCACCACAAUAGCUGGCCUGGCCCAAGAAAAAGUGCCCUGAAGAGCAUCAGGUGACAGCAGCAGGGAGCAAUGUGUCUGCCCUCACAUCCCGCGCCUUGACCACUGAACAUAUGCCCACGGGGCCAGGGGCCACGUCAGGGCCCAUCAGUAGGUGGCUAGAAGGGACCCAGCAGGCCUGUUCUGUGCAGGAGGUUUUGCAGGCCCCUGGUCAUCAGGGAGACAAGACACAGCAUUUUAUCUGGUGGAAACAGAAACCUAGUCUCUUUUUAAAGAAAAUAAUCUUAAUAUCAUUUCUGUUUACAUGGAGAAUUAUUUUAACAAAGGAUAAAAACGUAUUGAGUGCAUUUGUCCAGUCUUGGCAAACUGCAGCCCUGGCUUCAGAUCCCUUGAUGUUUGCAGACUUGGGAGGUAGAUCUAGGAUGCCGAGAGGCGAGGACAGUGAGCCCCCUCAGUGUCCAGGGCCCUGCAGCACUGACAGACGUUCUGCACACACCUGGUCACAGUGCUGGUCCCCUCGGGCACGGUGACAUGACUGGGACGGUGGACACGGGGUUGUGGGAUGGCACAGGGGCUGUGUCCUGACCACCUGGAACCACGGGCCCCCCACUCAGAUGUCCUGCUGUAACCAGAUCCACACAGCCAACUUGACAGCCAGACCAAGUCUGUUUGGAGCGAUGGGCUGUGCUCGGGUGCUGGACGUGCACGGGACGUGAGUGGGGUCACUGAGGCUUCCCUCAGCUGGCGUUCACAGAGGCCCAAAGCACCAGGAACGGGCCACAUUGCCCAGGAACGGAAGGGGGUGUGGGGAAGUCGGUAUUUGGACAGUGAGCACGAGCACGUGACCAGAGUCCUCGUGUCGCUUUAAGACAUCAUAAAUGUGUAAAUACCAAUAAAGUCUGAUUUCACACCUGCAAGCUGCACAAGAAGUCACUCUGACUAGCCAAUCCUGAGGCCUUAGGCCCUCAAACUGAGGAUGGACUCACGCUUUGCAGUGAGCGCCACCACAUCCAGGGGAAUCUCUCCACAGCUGCAGCAUGGAGGCAGAAGAGGGGAGGGUGGACACACAGCAGCUCCUUGACUGUGUGAAACAGCCACCCCUCCCCCAAGUCAC
Molecule: messenger RNA, 3146 nt
Organism: Rhinolophus ferrumequinum (greater horseshoe bat)
Lineage: Eukaryota; Metazoa; Chordata; Mammalia; Chiroptera; Rhinolophidae
Gene: VIPR2
Product: vasoactive intestinal peptide receptor 2
Exons: 13
Coding region: 105-1418 (437 amino acids)
Biological process (GO): adenylate cyclase-modulating G protein-coupled receptor signaling pathway; cell surface receptor signaling pathway
Cellular component (GO): plasma membrane
Molecular function (GO): peptide hormone binding; G protein-coupled peptide receptor activity; vasoactive intestinal polypeptide receptor activity
Source: RefSeq, a predicted model, not a curated record